Molecule: messenger RNA, 900 nt
Organism: Notodromas monacha
Lineage: Eukaryota; Metazoa; Arthropoda; Ostracoda; Podocopida; Cyprididae
Source: the annotation of a GenBank genome assembly
AUGCGCAGGUACACGGCCAUCAUGUACCCGCUGAAGCCGCGACUCGGACACACGGCCAUCGUGUGCCUCAUCGUGCUCGUCUGGGGCCUGAGCGUCGGGUUCGCCUUCCCCAUGCUCCUGUACUCGACGACGUACGUCCAGUACUUUGACAACGGGGACACGAGGACCGUGUGCUACCAGCAAUGGCCGGACGGGGCCACGGCCGGCAUCACCAGCGACGGCUACUCCAUCAGCUUCUACGACCAAAUGCGAGUAUACACGAUGUACUACAGCAGUAUAACAGUACCAGCAUUAUUGUGCCGAGCAUAUUCACGUUUACACGGUCCCAUCAUCGUUGACAAUAGAGCUCUUUUUUGCUUCCCUUUCCAAAUGGAAACUCACACUCGAUCGUACUGCAUCGCUCUGUUCUGCACCAACUACUUCGUGCCGGUCUUCAUCAUGGGCUACACGUACGUCAAGAUCAGCAUCGAGUUGUGGGGCAGUCAGCACAUCGGGGAGUGGACUCAGCGGCAAGUGGAUCUCAUUCGCAGCAAGCGCAAGAUUGUCAAGAUGCUGAUGCUGAUCGUGGCCGCGUUUUCCGUUUGCUGGCUCCCGUACCACCUCUACUUCCUGGUCACGUCUUUCAUGCCGCUCCUGUCCUACAAGCCCUUUGUGCAGGAAAUGUUCCUCGCCGUCUACUGGCUCGCCAUGUCCAAUUCCAUGUACAACCCCAUCAUCUACUGCUGGAUGAACCAGAGUUGUAAGUGCCCUGUUGAGUCGUCGAGUCGAGCCUGGGUCGACUAUACGGGAGCGGGUUGCUGGUUCCGGUCAUCAACGAAGAAACCUGACCUCUCCACGCAUCGGAUGCGAACUCAACCGGAUCCAAUUCCCCCCCAACGUCCCGUUGUUGACGAGAAUUGA